Molecule: messenger RNA, 1341 nt
Organism: Trichoplusia ni (cabbage looper)
Lineage: Eukaryota; Metazoa; Arthropoda; Insecta; Lepidoptera; Noctuidae
Gene: NGR-A2
Product: neuromedin-U receptor 2-like
Exons: 4
Coding region: 255-1280 (341 amino acids)
Biological process (GO): neuropeptide signaling pathway
Cellular component (GO): plasma membrane
Molecular function (GO): neuropeptide receptor activity
Source: RefSeq, a predicted model, not a curated record
UUAGCUAAAUAAUUAUUAGAUUUUUAGUAAUCAAGUUAAAGUCACCAAUUUUAACAUCACCCUGUAUAAGGGAGUAUCAAAGUGGUGGCGAAAUUUCUUUUUAUCAGUACUUCCCUAUCGCUAGCCAGAGCGACACUGUCCGCACUCAAUGGGCAUUAUCUAACAUGUCGGCUUUAUAGUGUAAAGGUCAUUAUAAAAUGUAGUAAGAAUCAAAACAAAUAUCGUACUCGAGAAAAAGUGACACUUAAACGAGAAUGUCGUUUAUAAACGACAGCCAGUACGAAAACAAUUCAUUUUCUUUCUUCGGGCCCGUGGGGAUGGCUUUUUUUGAAGAUGGAACAGUUUUGGACGACACUUAUCCGGUCAAAAUAGUCGUGAGCUGUUUCUUGGGACUCUUCAUGAUGUUGAGCCUCAUCGGCAACAUUUGCACUUUGACGGUUAUCGGCCGGGACCGCUCUAUGAGGACGCCUACAAACUGCUAUCUCGCAAACAUCGCUUUAAUAGACCUGCUGACCGCUCUAUUCAUCCCAAUUGAAAUAUACAUCAUCUUUAUCCCAGACUUCUAUCCCUUAGGGGAAGUAGGCUGUCGGAUACAUUUCAUCCUUUGGGACGUGUUAAGUAACUGUAGCCUUUUGAUAAUAACAGCGUUUACGAUAGAGCGGUACAUUAUAGUGACGAAACCUUUUUUGAGACAAAAAUUGUCGCUGAAUUCUCGCGUCUUCAAAAUUGUGGGCGUUAUUUGGCUGGUAUCCCUAAGUUUCUGUAUUCCUGACGUCUUUUAUAUAGAUCUGCUUGAAAGAAAGGAAUACGUGUUUUGUUAUUAUAAGUUGACGAGUAUUGUUAAUAUUGUUGUUGCAAUCGAGAUAUUUGUUUGCUUCCUGAUGCCGAUGACCAUUAUAUCGGUGUUGUACAUUAAGAUGCUGAUUGCGUUGAGGUCUGCGAAGAUUAAGUUGCGGAGUAGCCCGGUGGUAGGCAAGCAGAACAGAGAUAAGGCAGUCAAAAUGAUCGCGGCAGUGGCAGCUACUUUCUUUCUAGCUUGGUCACCAUAUUGCGUCCUGCGCAUAAUGACAGUACUGCCUAAAUGUAAUUACGAAGAUUAUUACAAUGUGUGGAAAAUAAUGAACUAUUUAUGCUACAACGCGUACAUGGCGACUGCAGUCAAUCCCAUUGUCUACAGUUUGAUGUCACGAAAGUUUCGUCAGGCCUUUAAAGAUUUGCUGAAGAGCCCUCGAACCCUCGGUCGAAGAAGGUUAACAUCAGUACGCAACUCUAUAGUUUAAAUUAUAUUUAACAUCCAUUUUUGUUUUAUAGUUAUGUAGCGACUUGUGUAUGUGCAUGCAU